Molecule: messenger RNA, 2342 nt
Organism: Pseudoliparis swirei
Lineage: Eukaryota; Metazoa; Chordata; Actinopteri; Perciformes; Liparidae
Gene: zdhhc2
Product: zinc finger DHHC-type palmitoyltransferase 2
Exons: 14
Coding region: 204-1379 (391 amino acids)
Biological process (GO): protein targeting to membrane; peptidyl-L-cysteine S-palmitoylation
Cellular component (GO): Golgi apparatus; endoplasmic reticulum
Molecular function (GO): protein-cysteine S-palmitoyltransferase activity
Source: RefSeq, a predicted model, not a curated record
AGCAGCGGGAUGUUGUGGAGAGGAUGUUGCGUCUGAGCUGCCGCCGACCAGGCUGAUCGCAGCCGGACGCGCACGGUGCGCGGUGACAGGAAGACGCGGCUCACACUCACACACACGCGCGCUCACACAUAGGAAGGAGAGGGAGGGGACCGAGAGUAAGUCACACACGCGGAUGCGCACGAGAAAUGAUCCUCUCCUAGACGAUGGCACCGUCGGGCUCGCGGAGCGUCAAGAGCGGCUGUAAGAGAGUUGUGUACUGGAUCCCGGUCCUCUUCAUCGGCCUCGUAGUGGCGUGGUCCUACUACGCCUAUGUGUUGCAGCUCUGCAUAGAGUCCAUCGAGCACCUCGCAGAGAAGGUGAUUUACUUGCUGGUGUUUCACGUCGUCUUCGUCAUGUUCGUGUGGGCGUACUGGCAGACCAUCUUCACCCGGCCCGCCAGCCCCCUGAAGGAGUUCCACCUGUCCUGCUCGGACAAAGAGCUGCUGGAGCGGGAAGACCGCGGGGAGUCUCAGCAGGAGAUCUUGAGGAGGAUAGCCAGGGAUCUGCCCAUCUACACGCGCACCAACUCUGGAGCGAUCCGUUUCUGUGACCGCUGCCAGCUGCUGAAGCCCGACCGGUGUCACCAUUGUUCCGUCUGCGACCGAUGCAUCCUGAAGAUGGAUCACCACUGCCCAUGGGUCAACAACUGCGUGGGAUUCUCCAACUACAAGUGCUUCAUGCUGUUCUUGACGUAUUCGUUGCUCUACUGCCUUUUUAUAACUGCCACGGACCUGCAGUACUUCAUUAAGUUCUGGCUGGCUGGAGGUAAAGCACAUAUCCGUCUGAGGGAAUACAUGAACGGCCUCCCAGACACGCAGGCCAAGUUCCACAUCCUGUUCCUCUUCUUCUCCGCCUCCACGUUCUCCGUCAGCCUGGCGUCCCUGUUGACGUACCACUGCUGGCUGGUCUGCAAGAACAGAUCCACCCUCGAGGCGGUGCGAGCUCCGGUGUUUUGCCACGGCACCGAUAAGAACGCCUUCAGUCUGGGCGUCGGUAAGAACUUCCGCCAGGUCUUUGGGGAUGAGGUUAAAUACUGGCCGGCUCCCGUGUUCUCCGGGCUAGGUGACGGCUGCUCGUUCCCAACCUGUCUCGUGAACGUGGACCCGGAGCAGGCCUGCACAUCGCCCACUGGCUCCAACCCCGCCAACAAGAGUGCAGCAGAGGGCCGCCAGUUCUCCUCCAAGCCACUGACUGACUCUCAGAGUCGACUGCUCACCAGCACCCCCUCCUGGUCAGAGAGUGACAGCGCAACAGGCCGGAAAGGUGCCAAUAACCCGGUGAUGAUCAUUGAAAACGAGGCGUGGCCAGUCAGAGAUGGAGGUGACACACAAAGUCAAUGACAUCAUCAAUAUUGGUUGUUUUCCUGCUCCCGGAGAGCUUUACCGGACCGACAUCACCAACAGAGCAGAGGAAGAAUAUCAUCAUCAUCAUCAGUAUUACUCUUAUUGCUAUCAGCGACUAUUCCUGCUGCCAAUCCGAGAGUAUUUGGGCUUCAGAAGAAAUGAAAAUUGCAUUCCGACGAUCACAUUUCCCCUUCGUGUGUAUAUGAAUAAGCACAGGGCGGCCAUGGAAGAGACUGUUCUGCACUUUGCAUCCGAGGAGAUCAACCGGAGCUGCUUUCAUGUGUGUUAACAGCUCACGUGACAGAAAACUCUCUGAAUUAUUUACACAAUUUUCUUGUUUCGCGUUGUUCCUCUCGCGGCUUAGCACAUUAAUAAAUGGUGUUACGAGUUUGCCAAAUGUUUUGCACAUUCAGUAUAGAUUAGUAGUGCCGAUAAUGUGACGUAACCAAUAUUCCUUUUAGUCAUUUCAACUCUUUCAGUGAAGGAUCUUUAUGUGUAAGGCCUACGAUUGUUUCCACCCUCCACGUGUUGAGUGUCGUGGAAAUCGAAGUGAUGCAUGCUCUUAUCUCAGGGUGUUGUCGUGAACCGUACCGCAAGAUGUCCACCCCCCCCCCCCCCCACCCCUUUGCUUGGUUAAUGAAAAAAGAAGGAAAAAAAGUGCAGUGAUUAGUAAUUCCAUUUGGAUAAGGGCUCUUCUGAUAUAGCAUGAGUGAGGAUGUUGCUGAACGUAUCGAAAGCGAAGAAAGAAACGGCGACAGCUGCUUCCGAACAGUUUAUUUUCUACUAUAAUGUAUGCUUGUUUCAAGAAGAAAGAAGAAGAAAAAGCUCCAUUCUGACAGCCAGUGUCAAUCUAUAUUUUUCUAUUCUUCAGUCUGUACGACUCGAGAGGCGAUGAGCAUGUGUGAGGCGAUGUGCUGGACGGCCGUGCUGCCUUAUACCAAUAAAAUGAGCUCAUCUUCA